CCAUUGUCUCCGUUCAUGUUCGGCUGAAGGCACACGCACAGUCAGUCCGUCCGUCCAUCAGUCCGUCAGUCCGGUGCCCCGCCCCGCACCGCUCACACGCCACCCGGAAUGGAAAAAGAGCCUACAUCUGUGCAGCGACGGAUCGAGGAUCGUCAUCUCGCCGUCGGAGACGGAGCUCAGGGAGCCGCCAUAUCCGGAGUCGACUCUGCUCGCGGCGACGGAGGAGGGAGUGCUUGACCGAGACUGGUGGCGAGGAGCGUAUUGGGACGCCAUGGUGUCGGGUCGCUGAGAGCGCGCGGGGCUAGACGAUCGAUCGAGGAGCGCUGUUCCUGCUGUUUUAUAUCGUCGGUGAUUUUGUUUCACGGGCGACUGGAAAGAAACGAUGUGUUUUGUAGGCUGUUGUUUCGUUUGUGGGUGGUGGGUGGUAAUCGGGUGGGUGGUGGGUGAGGGGUUUAGAGAAGGAGGAGUAGUAGAGUUUGUGCGGGUAGGGAUGCAGGCUGCGUGGAGUAGAAAAUCUGGUGAUGCUUGGCGGCCUGCCAAGGUCUUUUUCUUUUCUUUUCUUGCCGACCGCAGUCCGGUCUUACAAAUAGACUUCCGUCCCCUCCUCCGGCACUCUCCUUCAAAUUUAUAUUCUCCUCGAGCGCUUAUGUAUGGAAUUAUGGCCAAACGUCAGAUUAGCGAGGAAUGACGCUUUGGCUGGCUGGCUUUUGGACUUCAACGCACACCGGCUGUGCUGCUGCUGCAGGGUCGGAUGACGUUGGAGCGCUGAAGAAAGAGAGUAUCAACAACGUCUCGGUCCGCCACCUCUAUUCUACUCUAAAACCGGACCGGUACUCACUCUCAGCGAUCAGCAAUACAAUACAAUAAUGACUCGGUACUCAUCCACCUCAGAUAACAAUAGGUAUCGAAACCCCGCAACAGUGCAACACCCGUGCAAACCCGCCAGUUAGUACCUAGCAGUGUCAAAAACGCCCCGAGUAGAGUAGCCA
Messenger RNA from Tricharina praecox, 989 nucleotides. RefSeq lists its product as uncharacterized. The transcript is spliced from 2 exons. NCBI's taxonomy places the organism in Eukaryota, Fungi, Ascomycota, Pezizomycetes, Pezizales, Pyronemataceae. The record is from RefSeq and is a predicted model, not a curated record. Bases 383 to 688 code for a protein of 101 amino acids.